AACACGAAAUCAAAACGAUCGGUUUCCAGAAACAAUAAAUCUCGCCUCGUCGUCUUCUUCUUCGAUUCGAUCCAAGUGUUCUACUUUUCUCUUUUUAUUUUCUACGACUUCAAUCCGAAAGUUUUGAUCCUUUUUUUUAAAAAUUGAAUGCAGAACUUGUUGUAUAGAAGAGGACUCAUCGAUUUGGUCAGAGCUCUUUUGUUGAAUUCCGGAAUUUUCUUUGGGUUUUGUGAUUUUGUCGUUGUGGUUUGUUUUGCUACUUGUAUCCUUAUUCCCUUUGCCUCUGCUUCUUCUUCUUCUUUUGUUUAUUGGCAAUUCAUCUGUGGAGCUCCUCCGCUCAUCUUUCCUGGAGGUGUUGGCAAGAACAAUUCUACUCCAUGGAUUCUCGAGCCAAUCGAAGUCAGGGAUGUGGUUGCUGUUUGUCGGUGGCUUUGUGAGAAUGUUGGUGCUCAUAGGAUCCUUCUCGUGGGUUCUUCUGCUGUGGUUUUAGUUGGAAACACCAAAUAGAAUCAAGGCUGCCGUUGGUGUUAGAAGUUGUUGUGUCAUUGUCGAAGCCUCAAAAACCCUGAAGAAGCAGUAUAAGAAUCAAGGCUUGGCUCAUUAAAACGAGAAACCAACACAAUCACCGCCAUGUAUAAGAAAGAUGGUGAAAAGAGUUUUGCAAACUGCAGGAUUUGGCACCGGUGAGAGCUUUUGCUGAUUUGUUCUCUGCAACUCAGUCCUCCACUUGGUGACCAUCAACUUCCUAAGGUGUUUCACUCUCCUAUCUACAACUGGCUUUUGUGUCUUCAACAUACAUUGUGUUUAAUCAUGAGUCGAAAACAAUGUAUGUUGCGUUUCUAAUCAAAGUUUGUAUCGUUUUCAAACAAAGUUUGUGUUUAAUCGUGAGUCGAAAACAAGACACAAUCAUACAAGUCGAAAACAGAACAAGCACAUGAGUAGUGACUAAUCUUAUACAGCGUACGA
Molecule: messenger RNA, 966 nt
Organism: Camelina sativa (false flax)
Lineage: Eukaryota; Viridiplantae; Streptophyta; Magnoliopsida; Brassicales; Brassicaceae
Source: RefSeq, a predicted model, not a curated record